Brassica napus (rape) is the source of this 939-nucleotide messenger RNA. RefSeq names its product NADH dehydrogenase [ubiquinone] iron-sulfur protein 7, mitochondrial. Lineage: Eukaryota; Viridiplantae; Streptophyta; Magnoliopsida; Brassicales; Brassicaceae. Gene Ontology annotation, biological process: electron transport coupled proton transport; aerobic respiration; mitochondrial respiratory chain complex I assembly. Gene Ontology annotation, molecular function: 4 iron, 4 sulfur cluster binding; NADH dehydrogenase (ubiquinone) activity; quinone binding. The record is from RefSeq and is a predicted model, not a curated record. The coding region runs from base 65 to 718 and encodes 217 amino acids. The transcript is spliced from 2 exons.
AAAUGUUUUAAGAGUCGCCUGAUUAUCACAACUCCACGACAAGAGGAAAAAAAAAAACUCAAAAAUGGCCAUGAUCACGCGCAACACUGUCACGCGCCUCCCUCUCCUCCUCCAAUCUCAACGCGCCGCCGCCGCGGUCUCUCACAUCCACACGUCCCUUCCCACUCUCUCCCCCUCGGCGUCACCGACUUCCUACACCAGACCAGGUCCUCCUUCGACCUCAUCUCCUCCUCCGCCGGGUCUCUCGAAGACGGCGGAGUUCGUGAUCUCGAAGGUCGACGAUCUCAUGAACUGGGCUCGCAGGGGGUCGAUCUGGCCCAUGACCUUCGGCCUCGCGUGCUGCGCCGUGGAAAUGAUGCAUACCGGUGCUGCUCGCUACGAUCUGGAUCGAUUCGGUAUCAUCUUUAGGCCUAGUCCUCGUCAGUCCGAUUGUAUGAUUGUCGCCGGGACGCUUACUAACAAGAUGGCUCCCGCUCUUCGCAAGGUUUAUGACCAAAUGCCGGAGCCAAGGUGGGUGAUUUCAAUGGGAAGCUGCGCCAACGGAGGUGGAUACUAUCACUACUCCUACUCAGUGGUUCGAGGCUGUGACAGAAUUGUCCCAGUGGACAUCUACGUCCCUGGAUGCCCUCCAACCGCUGAGGCAUUGCUCUAUGGACUCCUCCAGCUUCAGAAGAAAAUCAACAGGCGCAAGGAUUUCUUGCACUGGUGGAACAAGUGAUCAAACCCUCCUUACCAAUGUCAAAGCGAGUUUUCGCUUUCAGACGAUUGUUACCAAAAGCUUGGGUCCAAUAAAACGUGGACGUUUCAAUGCAACGUUUAUGGUGGAGAUGCCAUGUGAAAGAGUGCACUUCUAAGUUUGUUUAUGGAAACUUGAAUAAACAUAAAAAUUCUGUUGUCCGACUCCUUUUUGUUAUAUCUACCAGUUUAUCAGCUAAGAUU